Molecule: messenger RNA, 1519 nt
Organism: Lactuca sativa (garden lettuce)
Lineage: Eukaryota; Viridiplantae; Streptophyta; Magnoliopsida; Asterales; Asteraceae
Product: basic helix-loop-helix (bHLH) DNA-binding superfamily protein
Biological process (GO): regulation of DNA-templated transcription
Molecular function (GO): protein dimerization activity; DNA-binding transcription factor activity
Source: RefSeq, a predicted model, not a curated record
UAGAUAUUAAAAGAAAAAAAAAUCAAAGUUUUAUAGUUUGGUAAAGUUCAUUAUAGUAAUUUAAAGUAGACUAGAGAUAGUUACAUUCAUGAUUGAUGAUUCUAACGAAAAUCGAAAAGAGUGAAAGUUUGUGAAUAUUCAUUUUUUACUAUGAGAUUAGAGUUGUCACGGAAUAUAAAGAAUUGACUAAAUUGAACAUAUUAAUAUCUUUUGGGACUAAUUCCAUAAAUUUCUGUUUAUAUAAAUAUGCCCCCUCACACGCAGCUGCAAGCAUGCAUAUCGUUUCAUAAUCUCUCUCUCUCUCUCUCUCUCUCUCUCUCUCUCUCUCUCUCUCUCUCCGGUAGGCUAUGGAGGGAGGUUUUCAAUCCCUGCUACUCGCCGGAAAAUAUGGAGUCGGUGAUGAUAAUUUUUCAGCUCUUGCAAAUUCCGACGAUGCAUACUUCAACAGAGACCUGAGUUUUCAGUCUUUCAAUUUCGACAAAUCAAUGCUUUCGUUGAUGCAAUAUCCGUACGGUUCAUCAACACCGGACGCUAAUCUUCAGAGUAGCAAAAUCGGUGAAUGUUCGAAGGAAAAGAGCAAAUGGAGGUGCGUCGAGAGGGAGGAGAAACCUAAAAGGGUGAAAAACGAACCUUCAAUGGAGCAAUUCAACUUUAGUCCGGCGAUUAUGUUCGGUCAGUUACCGGAGCUCCAAUCAGUGGAACAAAUGAGGCAAACGGCGGAGAGGCGUUUCAAACAGUCGUAUUCGCCAAUAGCAACUACUACAAAUCCGCACAUGCUCGAACCGACAUUGUCGCCGUUUCAAUUGACUCCGAACUACAUCACUCCGGUGCCGCUGCGACAGAUAAAACCUCCUAUCCCUCCUCUGGCGAAGUUUUCUAAUCGAGAGCAGGCGCGUAGGCGACGUAAUACGCUCAGCGACAAGACGCGGACCUUACAGAAGGUGCUUCCAUGGGACAAGAAGAUGGACACGGCUACGACCUACGAAGAAACCUACAAGUACAUUAAGUUUCUCCAAGCUCAGAUCUCUGCUCUUGAAUCAAUGCCUGUUGCUUCUACUUCCUCCUCGCCUCUCGGAUCUGAAAACCCUAGGCAGAUGAUGAAUCAAUACGGUGGAUUGGGGAAAUUGAACAGACAACAACUGUUGGAGGUUCUAGUUAACUCUCCCUCGGCACAGACGGCAUUGUAUUCCAAAGGUUGCUGCAUUUACUCGCUGGAACAGUUGAUUUUGUUCAAGGACAUCUCCGAGAAGAAUUUCUUCCUCUCCGGCUCUUCUGUUUUCUCUUGAAUCUCUCAUAUUCAAGAAUCCAAUCAUCCGUUUUGGUCGUAUUUUGCAAUUAUCCGGCUCCGGCAGCAGGGUGAAGGUCAGAUUUAGGAGUAGUUUGGUUGUUUCUUAUGAUCAGAUUGGGAGUUUUAGCUGUAAAAAAAGUAUGCAUGAAGUCUCAGUUUAACAGUUUUGGUAAUCAUUACCUUUUAGACUUUUUGUGUAAUUUCUUGAAAUGGACCCCGGAUUGAAAAUCA